Messenger RNA from Sabethes cyaneus, 2082 nucleotides. RefSeq names its product transcription factor mef2A (gene pxb). The transcript is spliced from 4 exons. The record is from RefSeq and is a predicted model, not a curated record. The coding region runs from base 1 to 2082 and encodes 693 amino acids. NCBI's taxonomy places the organism in Eukaryota, Metazoa, Arthropoda, Insecta, Diptera, Culicidae.
AUGAAUAUUCAUGACAUUGCCCUUCUCCACUGCCACUGCGCCAAACAGGCCGUCGAUGCAAAGUGUCAAACAGAACGAACCUCACCCGAUGUUGCCAUCGUCGAUGAAGCUCCGUUCAUUGCAAGCUUUAUCACUUCGUUGCUGCUCGAAUCGUCACAUUCUUACGCUCUAUUCCUGGUUUCAUUAAAUCCGUACAACGCAGAACGACAAAUGUCAUUUUUCGUACUUCCGUCACCCGAAACAAAAAGCGCGGCCACAGUGCCGUUGGCUGGCUGGCUCGGGUUUAACGCAGCAAAUCUCAAUAAACAAGAUAAAAAACUGCCGACAAUAACAAUUGCCGUAACCAGCAGCGGAAAACGACAUAAACGGAAAGUUCAAAACUUCCUACCCUGCAAAACGCCAACCCGCGGACCACCACAUCAUCUGGACGCAACAGGUGUCUCAACGGCGCACUCGGUGACGUACGAGGACCCCGACGUGCACCUAGGGCACCAUCCUCUGGUGUUGCGACAUCAUCACCACCAUCACCAUCACAAUAUGGAGCUCCACCACCCGAAGCAGAUUCAUUAUCCUAGCGGUUACCCGAUGCCCCGGUCGCCGCCACUGUUCAUCUGCUCCUCGCCGGGCCCGGACCCGUACCGAUCGCACGACAACGUGUACGAAGAGCUGGAGCAUCCCCGGGACACCGAUUCAGAGCCACCGGUCCAAUCGGAUGACGAUUUUGCCGAAGAUGAACUGAGCCUGCCGGGCGAUAGGUCAUUUCAUAAAUCCUCCUCCGACGGUGGCACAACGGUGGCUACAAUUUAUCAUGACCGUAGCGCUAGCAGCAACGCAGGAACAAACAGCGGCAACAACACGGACCAGUACAUGGAACGGAAUCGAACCGAGCGAAAUUCGCUGCUGUCGUCGUCAUCAUCCAACAAUGACAAUAACCUGAGAGCGGGCGGCGGUGCUGCCGGUGGUAGCAGCAGUGGUAAUAACAAUAGAAAUUCCAACUCCAGCACGGACUGCGCAAGUAGUGCGAGCGGGAACAAUGCCAACAAUAGCAUUAAUAACGCCACUGCCAGCAACAAAACGAACAACAAUCAAACGAGCAGUGGUGGUGGUAACGCCGCUACCAAUUGUUCCGGGGGCACUGGUCUGUUUCGUUCUAGAAAACAACCGUCGACACUCGGAAGUGGUAGAGGCAAUAAGCAUUUUAACAAUCCCCUAUCGUCGGCUGAGUCGCCGAGCGAAAUGCGCCUAAUGCCGACAGGCUACGAAGAAAGGGCAAUGAUGACGCUUCCACCGUCCUACCAGACGGCAGCAGCAGCUACCGGCACAGGAUCCCCUAACAACUUAAACAACAUCAACAAUAAUAGCUUUCUGAAUAGCAAUAGUCUGAAUAAUAACGGUAGCCGUAGUAAUUAUUACAGUACAAUCGACGAUGAAUGCGAUCCCGUUGAACGACGAAAUCGAAUCAACGCUCAGUUGUCCGCAUCGAGUGCGACAAUCCACAACGGUGGCCCGAGUGUGUCUACUAUUUUCCGCAACGGGCGGCCGCCGUAUCCUGGCGGUAACAACAAUAACCAUCACAAUCAUCACACAUCGAGCGGAAGUAAUCGAUCGCGGACGAAUCCUCGUUCGCUGGAUCGCCGACGGUACAUCAACAACAACAGCAGUAGCAGCAACAACAAUAAUAACAACAACAACAACGGUAGUAACUUGGCCGUGAUAUCCACGCAGGACCCAUCGCAGUACAUCUACCACGAGCCGGUUUUCCACGAAGGCCUCAUCUAUGACGCUUGUCUAUCGUACAGCGACCGCAGCAGUGGCGGAAGUGCCGGUCCUCCCUAUCCGUACGUUCUGCCACAUUUCACCACUUUUCGCACGCAUGGCGGCAACGGGUCAGCAGCCAGCCAACAGGCCAUCUACUCGCGAGACAGCAGCUUCGGGUCCGAUUCGGGCUACAGUCAGCAUACGCAGGCCUCGAAUCGCAGCACCGGCUGGUGCAGGAAUCGAUUGACACCUCAGCAGCAGAUACAUCAGGCGCCACCGCCGCCGUCCCGAAGCGAACCACCGCAGGCGGUGGCGGAUUCUUGA